UAUGGAUAUAAAUAUCGCCCGCACUCCUGUCCGUGGAUCGCACGGUCGGGACACGGCCACUCCCGAGGGAGGCAGCGGCGGCCUCUCUCGGCUCGCAUCUCUCGGCCGUUGCCGUCGAGGGCGUGCCUCGGCCUCCGCUCGGGCGUGCGCACUCCUUGCUCUCGGCGAGGGCCCUCGCGGAGCAGCCUGGAGCACCUGGCAGAGCAGGCGCGCCACGGAGCCGACCGACGCACGGGGCACGGGCGUCCGCGCGACGGCAGGACGCGCAGCGCAGCUGACUUUUGGCGGGGCGCCGGGGGGCCCCAAGGUCCCCUCCCUCGGAGCCUCGAAGCCGACCUCGGCCGGGGCGCGCCCCGACCAGCCUCGUCGGGGCGAGCUCCGCCUCGGUGGCCUCGGUGGCCCCGCCACGGCCGCGGCGUAGUUGGCGCUGCAGGUCUCGCCUCGCGCUGCGAUGGGCCUCUCUGGCUCGAAGUUCGUCGACCCCGACGGGACGCAGAAGGAUGGGACGCGCCUCUGCGAGAUGAAGGUUCACCACAUGCGUGACGCGCACAGCGUCGCCGGCCUGACGCCGGACAACUUCGUCCCCGUCAGCAUCGUGCCCAGGGCCUCGCACUCCGCGUGCUGCUGCGGCUGCUGCUCCUGCUGCUGGACCUCGAUCCCCUCGGGCUUCAGCGCCAUCGUGUCCGCGUGGGGCAGGGACGUCGAUGGCGCCGAGGACGACGGAACCUGGGACCCCGGCUUUCACUGGAUGUGCCCGUGGCACCGGGUGAGCAGGCUGGUGUCCAGGCAGCUCGUCAUCUUCGACACCCCGGUCAAGGCCGUCAAGACGCAGGACAACGUCCCGGUGCAGCUGGACGUCUUGAUUGUGUUCGAGAUCGUGAAGGCGACAGACUUCAUCUACAACAUCGGGCCAGAAAAGUUCGACGACCUGCUGCGCUCUUCGCAGGAGGAGGUCCCCGAAGCUUGUACCGCACUCCGCCGGGCCCUCCCUGCGCGUCUGUCCGCCUUCUCAUGCUGGGCCGCGUGUUCGACGUCGGGUUUACUUUGGGAGAUAGUCUUGCACCCGAGCUCGCUAGGUCU
This is a messenger RNA of Prorocentrum cordatum, 1080 nucleotides long. Lineage: Eukaryota; Dinophyceae; Prorocentrales; Prorocentraceae. The record is from the annotation of a GenBank genome assembly.